GUGCUGAACGUCACCACUUCUUGUCGCAAACGUGGUGCGCAUAACAUGUUUUGAGGAGGCGUUCUUUGUGCCAUUGUUCAAUCAAGUAAAAACGAGAAAACGGAUAAAUGGACCGUGGUUCAAAGCGCAGGCAGGUGAAGCCUCUGGCUGCCUCUCUGCUGGACGCUUUAGAUUAUGACAGCUCAGAUGACAGCGAUUUCGAAGUGGGAGACGCAGAUGCCUCAGGGUCAGAGGGUAGUGCCAUUGGGAGUGAUGAGGAGGAGGAGGGGUCCAAGGAAGAGAGCGCUGCUGAGGACUCUGACAAUGACAGCGGCUCGGACAACAUCGGCUCUGCAGCGGACGGCAUCGAUGAAGAACAGACCAAGGAGCUGACAGGUGACGACACCCCCACUGAGGAAGAGGAGAAGACCAAGGAACAGCAGCUGUCCUAUGACUCUAGCACCACCACCACUAAAGACCCUGCUCCAUCAGGGGUGCCCAGGGGCCGACGGAGGAGAGAGGAGAAGGCCUCGGACACAGAGGCUGGGAGCGGAGGAAGCGGGAGUGGCACAGGUAGUGGUAAUGCGCAGGACGGAGGCUCAACAACGGCUGCCACACAGGAGCCCAAGAAGUGGAACCUGCGUCGGAACCGACCCAUGCUGGAUUUCACCACCAUGGACGAGCUCAACGAGAUGGAUGACUACGACAGUGAAGACGACAAUGACUGGAGGCCCGCCGCCGGCAAGAAGAAGGGCAAGACGGCGGCUGCCCAGAAAGGAGGGAGCGAGGGAGAGGAGGACCACGACGGAGGGAGCGGUAGUGAUGAUGACGACGAGGAUGACGAUGGUGGUGGUGAUGAAGAUGAGAAUGAAGAAGGGAGCAGUAGCGACAGUGAUAAAGAGGUGAAGAAACCCAAGAGGAAAGUAAAGAGCAGCAGUGUGUUUGACGAGGAGCUGACCAACGACAGCAUGUCACAGGGAAAGAGCAAUGAGGAUGCCUUGCUGGAGCGUGCCCAGACGUGGAGCGCGGCGGCCCAGAGGAUGGAGCACAUCCUGAUCUGCUGUGUGUGUCUGGGAGACAACAGCGAGGACGCUGACGAGAUCAUCCAGUGUGACAACUGUGGCGUGACCGUACACGAAGGUUGCUAUGGAGUGGACGGGGAGAGUGACUCCAUCAUGAGUUCCGCCUCGGAGAACUCCACGGAACCGUGGUUCUGCGAUGCUUGCAAGAACGGAGUCACGCCCAGCUGUGAGCUCUGCCCCAAUCAGGACGGGAUCUUCAAAGAGACUGACGCUGGGAGAUGGGUCCAUGUGGUUUGUGCGCUCUACGUCCCUGGAGUAGCGUUUGGGGACAUUGAUAAACUACGCCCAGUGACUCUCACAGAGAUGAACUACUCCAAGUAUGGGGCCAAGGAGUGCAGUUUCUGCGAGGACGCCCGGUUCGCCCGGACAGGCGUGUGUAUCAGCUGUGAUGCUGGCAUGUGCCGAUCCUACUUCCAUGUGACCUGUGCUCAGAGGGAGGGGCUUCUCUCAGAGGCCGCUGCGGAGGAGGACAUAGCCGAUCCCUUCUUUGCGUAUUGUAAGCAGCAUGCAGACCGCUAUGACAGGAAGUGGAAGAGGAAGAACUACCUGGCACUCCAGUCCUACUGCAAGGCGUCUCUACAGGACAAAGAGAAGCAGCUGGCCCCUGAGGCACAGAACCCCUGGCAGGCCCGUAUCACCACCCGGCUGCAGCAGUACCGGGCCAGGGCAGAGCUGUCCCGUAACACGCGGCCCCAGGCCUGGGUCCCCCGGGAGAAGCUUCCACGACCCCUGACCUCCAGCGCCUCCGCCAUCAGGAAGCUCAUGAGGAAGGCCGAGCUCAUGGGCAUCAGCACGGACAUCUUCCCUGUAGACACGUCAGACAUCAGCGCAAGUGUGGACGGACGCAGGAAACACAAGCAGCCCGCCCUCACUGCAGACUUCGUCAACUAUUACCUGGAGAGGAACAUGAGGAUGAUUCAGAUCCAGGACAAUAUCUCUGAGCAGAAGAACCUGAAAGACAAGCUUGAGAGUGAGCAGGAGAAACUGCACGUCGACUACAACAAGCUGUGUGAGUCUCUGGAGGACCUGCAGAAUGUCAACGGUGUUCUGAGGAGUGAGGGCCAUGCCAUAUGGACCAUGUUGGGAGGAAUCCUAGGACAGAAACUGAACUCCCCGUCGGUCCUGAAAGCCCCUAAAGAGAGGAAGCCCAGCAAGAAGGAGGGAGGAGCUCCUGGGAAGUCCUCCAAUCUACCAGCUGUCCUCUACAGCUGUGGGAUCUGUAAGAAGAACCAAGACCAGCAUCUCCUGCUGAUGUGUGACACUUGCAAGCUCUACUACCACCUGGGCUGUCUGGAUCCUCCGCUGACACGCAUGCCCAAGAAGACCAAGAACAGCUACUGGCAAUGUUCAGAGUGUGACCAGGCCAGUAGCGAUGAUGCCGACAUCGCCAUGGAGACGCUGCCCGACGGUACCAAGAGGUCUCGGAGACAGAUUAAAGGACCAAUCAAAUUCAUCCCUCAGGAGAUGUCCCCGGAGCCCAAGAAACGAGAUGUGAGGGGCACGAGAACCAGAGGGCAGAAGAGGAAGAGGGUGUCCAUCUGUGAAGAAGAGCGGUUUGAAGUGCAGGAACCUGCUCUACGUGAACGGCGUCAGCGUCAGUCUGUAAUGCAGAAGAAGACCCCUAAAGCCGACGACACCAGGACUGACUGUACCUCCUGCAAAGGACCCGGGGACAACGAGAACCUCGUCAGGUUGUGAGAGCCGGGGCAGACACCUCUCCUCACCUCCCCACACCUAGACACUGCUGGACAGAUGAGAGAGAGAAGCAGACCUUUGGCUUAGAGACAGAGAGGGACUUAAUUACGUGGAAGAAUGACAGCGGCGGUGUGGGAUCAGAUGGCCAUCUUUGACGUUCACAACCAUGGUCUUCUUCAUGACCCAAAUUGGACCACCUACUGGCCGUCCAAUUAAAAUUGAGGGAGAGAGGCAGAAAUUGAAAUUAACUUUGAGGAAUUCUAAAAUACUUGAGCAAAUAAAAUGUUGGGAGGUUCAGUAUUACUGAACUGGUCAUUCUUGAAGGAAAUGACAUGUUGGUAUUACUGGACAGGCCCUUUGUGAUCGUCAUUGUCAACUCUAAGGGCCCUUCUAUGGCCUAACUGGACUAAGGAGUGAUUCCCCCCUCUCUCGCUCUCUCAUCCAUUCUAUGAUGGCACUUCACUCGUUUGACCUCCCUGAGCAUCUUAUCACCACAACCAAUCAGUUGUAUUGACUCCAGUCAUUUGUGGUCCAAUCACAUGGUGUUUUCCUCAGUAAAGGCCUUUAAUUGGAGAUGCACUUGAACUUAGGCUUUCAUAAUCUUCUUCUAGUGUUGUCGUCGGGUAGAACUUUCUAGAGUAGAGGACUAGUAGACCUUGAAAAAGUAGUGGUUUUUAGUAGAAUGAUUGCCAUUUCUGGCUUUUGAGAAGUAAGUUGCCGCUUAGGCCCAACAGCAGCCUAAGUUUUAACAUAAAAAUUAUAGCAACAUUUGUAUGAAUGGUUAUUGUAACUUCUAAUGUCAGUGUGUGAGUGUACAGUAGAUGUCUAGGCAUCUUAGUCUCCUUUCCUUCCUCUCAUUAGUAUUUUAAAGUGACAGUUUAACUGACACUUCUUUAAAAGCAGCCAAGCUCUGUGUAUGUGUGUGCGCAUCUCCCCAGUGCCCCAUAGUGAGUGCUGACAACUGAGUAGCUGCCAUGUGGUCCGUCUGUCUGUCAGGGUCCUUGACAGAAGUGUCACAGUUUGCCCUCACAUGUCACUCCUCCGCUCACCCCCAUCCCAGGACCCUCUAUGUCACCCCUUUUCUCUUCCCCUCAUCUGUCUGGGGACCCUAUAUGCAUGCGACUGGGAGCUGCCAAACCUCACAAUGCUUAGGUCCACUGGAAAAUCUGCUGAGCAAAUACAUUUGAUGGUUUUCCUAUGGAGAUUAGAGAUCCCUGUACAGGAUGACCUGGUGACUCCCCACGUCAUGUCACUCCAAUGAGCCCUCCUCAUCUUCGUUCUCCCUCUUCCUCCUCAUCCUCUUCUGCCUCCUCCUCUACAACAAAUUUAGAAGACUGUCCAUGAGAUCCAGCUAACCUUACUCAAGCUAACCCUUCUCAAGCUAACCUUACUACAGCUAACCAGCUAACCUUACUCAAGCUAACCCUACUCCAGCUAACCUUACUACAGCUAACCAGCUAACCUUACUACAGCUAACCCUACCACAGCUAACCAGCAAAACUUACUACAUCUAACCCUACUCCAGCUAACCCUACUCCAGCUAAACAGCUAACCCUACUCCAGCUAACCGUGCUACAGCUAACCCUCCUACAGCUAACCCUGCUACAGCUAACCCUGCUACAACUAAGCAGCCGACCUUACUACAGCUAACCCUACUACAGCUGACCAGCUAACCCUACUACAGCUAACCCUACUACAGCUAACCCUACUACAGCUAACCCUACUACAGCUAACCAGCUAGCCAGUUAACCCUACUACAGCUAAACAUACAACAGCUAAUCAGCUAACCCUACUACCACUAACCCUACUCCAGCUAGUACUACUACAGCUAACCCUACUCCAACUAAUCAGCUAGCCAGUUAACCCUACUACAGCUAACCCUACUCCAUUUAACCAGUUAACCCUACUACAGCUAACCCUACUCCAGCUAACCAGUUAACCCUACUAAUCAGCUAACCCUACUACAGCUAACCCUACUACAGCUAACCCUACUGCAACUAAUCAGCUAACCCUACUACAGCUAAACUUACUACAGCUAACCCUACUACAGCUAACCCUAUUACUAAUCCUUCUCCAGCCCUACCAUGCAUGGCUCUGUAUCUAACCGUUAGGCCUAGGGCUAGGCUAUGGCCAACUCUGUAUCUAAGCCAUUAGGGCUAUAGUAGUCUACAGUAAAUGUACUUUUAACCUGAGAAUAUGUCAUGUGUUCCAACAGUUUAGAAUGUGUAAAACAAACACCUUUUUAGCUGUGUUGUGUGAUCGUUGUGUACAGUAUUUAAUGACAAGGCCAAGCUUUUUUGUGUAUUUUAUUUGUGCCUUCACACUUGAUUUUAUAUCAUAAUAUGCCUUUUGUUAUUACUGUGUUAUGAAGAAAAUGAGUUAAGCUCACUAUUGAGUAGGAACCUUAAGGACUCCUUGCUAAACAUAUUCAUUGUUAAUAUAUUUGUUUACACACAUGCCUACAUGUGAUUAGUAUUAGUUUACAUACAUUUCUAUAUGUGAUUAUUUAUAAUAUGUUGUGGUAUUACCACAUUGGGUAAAAGUAACUGUGAUAUAUAGAGAAUAUUGCUACUCUCAUAUGUGUGUAUGUGAAGUAUCCUGGCCUCCCGGCCCCUAUAGCUCUCAGCAUUAAAGCUUGAAUAAACUCUUGACUUUUUCACCUUA
Messenger RNA from Salvelinus fontinalis (brook trout), 5420 nucleotides. RefSeq names its product PHD finger protein 14-like. The transcript has 19 exons. The record is from RefSeq and is a predicted model, not a curated record. The coding region runs from base 108 to 2759 and encodes 883 amino acids. Gene Ontology annotation, biological process: regulation of transcription by RNA polymerase II. Lineage: Eukaryota; Metazoa; Chordata; Actinopteri; Salmoniformes; Salmonidae.